Messenger RNA from Actinia tenebrosa (Australian red waratah sea anemone), 1122 nucleotides. Its product is annotated as dehydrogenase/reductase SDR family member 6. The record is from RefSeq and is a predicted model, not a curated record. NCBI's taxonomy places the organism in Eukaryota, Metazoa, Cnidaria, Anthozoa, Actiniaria, Actiniidae. Gene Ontology annotation, cellular component: cytoplasm. Gene Ontology annotation, molecular function: oxidoreductase activity, acting on the CH-OH group of donors, NAD or NADP as acceptor.
UUUUGUAGUCAGGUGAUUUCCACUUGAAGAGCAUCAAAAUGGCUUCGACAAAAACAGAAGGUAAACUUUCUGGUAAAACAGUUCUUAUAACUGCUGCUGCUCAAGGCAUUGGCCAUGCUUCUGCUAUCAAGUGCGCAGAGGAAGGCGCCAAAGUCAUCGCUACAGACAUCAAUGCAGAGAAACUGAAAGAGCUUGAAAUACACCCUGGAAAUAUCCAGACAAGCGUACUUGACGUGACCGACGAUGAGGCGAUUAAGAAGCUCGUUUCAGGCUUGGAGAGCAUCGAUGUUCUCUUUAAUUGUGCUGGAAUAGUCUUUGGAGGGAAUAUUUUAGAGUGCACUGAGAAAGAAUGGGACCUUACUUUUGAUGUUAAUGUCAAGUCAAUGUUCAGGCUGACAAAGGAAGUCUUGCCCAAAAUGUUAGAAAAAGGUUCUGGCUCCAUUAUCAAUAUGUCUUCUGCUGCAUCAAGUGUCAUGGGGGUCCCAAACAGAUUCAGUUAUUCAGCCUCCAAAGGGGCUGUGAUUGGAUUUACUAAAGCACUUGCUGCGGACUUCAUCACUAAGGGGAUUCGCUGUAAUGCUAUUUGCCCUUGCACCAUUCAUACUCCUUCUUUGCAAUCAAGGAUUGAUUCAGCCCCUGAUCCCAAGAAGGCCUUGGAAGGCUACAUUUCUAGGCAAGCAAUGGGAAGGUUUGGGAAACCAGAAGAAGUUGCAUCCCUUGUUGUGUUUUUAGCUUCUGAUGAUUCAAGCCUUAUCACUGGCCAAGAUAUCCGAAUCGAUGGUGGUUGGAUGUUAUCAAAAUAAUUCCACAUACCUUGGUUAGGGACUGAUUGUUUAUAAUAUCAUAAGGGAGAGGGGGUACAAUUUUAAGUUAAAAUAAAAAUAAAUAAAAUAAUAAUAAAUGGGAAUAACAGGGGAUUCCACAGAGUGGCUUUUCUCCUCCCCCCCCCCCCAACAAUACAACAAUAAACGGUCGGUCCCUAAUAUCCAGAAAUUCCAUAUGCUAUAUUUCCUUUGGAGUUUUAAAGGGCAGUUCUAAAAAUGAAAAUCUAUUUUAAAUAAAACUUAAUAUUUGAUUAACUCAGGCUAUUAGUUGUUAUUAUUAAAAAAGACAAUAAGCAAG